UGGGAACAAACGAAGGAGAUUAUGAUGUUUUGUGGACCUGCCAUUGGGCUCUGGAUCUGUGCGCCGUUGAUGAGUCUCAUCUCAACGGCCGUCGUUGGUCGACGAAGCUCUACUGAGCUUGCUGCUUUAGGACCUGGAACGGUUUUUUGUGAUAACAUGAACCUCUUGUUCAUGUUCCUCUCGAUAGCAACUUCCAAUAUGGUUGCUACUUCACUUGCAAAAGGGGACAAAAAUGAGACGCAGCAUCAAAUAUCUAUUUUGCUUUUUGUUGGCUUUAUAUGUGGGGCACUGAUGCUUUUGUUUACACAAUAUCUUGGUCCAUGGGCAUUAACCGCUUUUACUGGGCCAAAGAAUGUGCAUAUUGUACCUGCAGCAAGCAAAUAUGUUCAGAUUCGUGGCUUGGCAUGGCCUGCGGUUCUUUACGGACUGGUUGCUCAAAGUGCAAGUCUUGGCAUGAAAGAUUCAUGGGGACCUAUGAAGGCUUUGGUCAUUGCCAGUGCUGUGAAUGGAAUUGGUCAUGUAAUCCUAUGCAGUUUUCUGCAGUAUGGUAUAGAGGGUGCAGCAUGGGCGACAAUGGCAUCCCAAAUUGUAGCAGCUUUUAUGAUGAUUGAAGCACUGAACAAGAAAGGAUAUAAUGCUUUUGUCAUCUCAGUGCCAUCAUUCUCUGACUUUCUGAAAAUAUUCGGGAUUGCAGCACCUGUGUUUGUGAUGAUGUUCUCAAAGGUGGCUUUCUACUCUCUUAUUACAUAUUUUGCCACAGCUAUCAGCACUCAUACAGUUGCAGCUCAUCAGGUUAUGAUUCAGAUGUACAGCAUGUGUGUAGUAUGGGGGGAACCUCUUUCUUUAACUGCACAAUCAUUUAUGCCCGAGUUAUUAUACGGGUUCAACCGAAGUUUGGAGAAGGCACGAACUCUGCUGAAGUCGCUGGUGAUUAUUGGAGCAUUACUAGGACUAGUAAUUGGGGUUGUCGGAAUGUCCGUUCCUUGGCUGUUGGCAAACAUCUUUACUCCUGAUCCUAAGGUCAUAAAAGAGAUGCACAAUGUGUUGAGUCUGUUCUUUAUUGCAUUAUCUGUGGCACCCUGUACUCACAGCCUCGAGGGUACAUUAUUGGCCAGCAGGGACCUUAAAUUUAUUAGCUUAUCCAUGAGUGGAUGCUUCUCUGUCGGAGCCCUUUUAUUAUUGCUUGUGAGUAGGAGAGGUUAUGGCUUGCCAGGUUGCUGGUGUGUUCUAGUAGGAUUUCAAUGGGCUCGAUUCUUCCUUGCUCUCCGGCGUCUUCUCUCUCCUAAUGGCACGCUUUACUCAGAGGAAGGUCAGUUUAAAAUGGAAAAGUUGAAAGCUGCUUAGGUUCAGGUUUGUCCACAAGUUGCGCGAGGAAACUACUAAGGAGCUGAUGAUGAUGGAAACCUAACAGGGAAUUACUCCUCUACCCAAGUUUUUUUCUUGCAGUAACCUGUAGCCUUGUUAGUUGUCAAAAUUCCGUUGGUUGUUGAUUGUAUUUUGUGGACUUCAAACAUUUAUUGUUAAA
Messenger RNA from Gastrolobium bilobum, 1525 nucleotides. RefSeq names its product protein DETOXIFICATION 46, chloroplastic-like. The record is from RefSeq and is a predicted model, not a curated record. Gene Ontology annotation, biological process: transmembrane transport. NCBI's taxonomy places the organism in Eukaryota, Viridiplantae, Streptophyta, Magnoliopsida, Fabales, Fabaceae. Gene Ontology annotation, cellular component: membrane. Gene Ontology annotation, molecular function: xenobiotic transmembrane transporter activity; antiporter activity. The transcript is spliced from 14 exons. Bases 22 to 1344 code for a protein of 440 amino acids.